Molecule: messenger RNA, 1712 nt
Organism: Coffea arabica (coffee)
Lineage: Eukaryota; Viridiplantae; Streptophyta; Magnoliopsida; Gentianales; Rubiaceae
Source: RefSeq, a predicted model, not a curated record
UUUCAAAUAUCCUAAAUCACCCCUGUUCUACUAUCACUAAUUCACUAUCAAAUGUAUUAAUCUACUGGAGGGUAAAAAGAAAAAAAAAUCAUUUUUUUCUGGGACUCUGAUAACUGAAGUGUAUUUGUUCAUGACUUUUUAAAUCCAAUAUGUUUCGAGUAUCGAAGAAAGUCCCAGAAAGAGAAAUAUCAAAGAGAACUUGAAAAGGGCUGCAUUCAUUUACGACUUUGCUCAAUUAUCAAUUAAGCUGCUGUGUGUUUGCUUUUUCAAGCAAUGGUGCAAAGUAUGCCGGCAAGCACCUUGGCUAUCUCCAGAUAUGGUGGUUGUUUUGGUUCCUUCCCUGUUUGGAGGAAACCUUUUGGGCUAAUGAAAGAAUCCCAGAUGAGUUUUGGUGUUGGAAAACAGAAUCUUUGGCAUCAUUUCAGCCAAAGCUUACUGUUUAUUGGUCAGUCAGACUUAGGAGGGUGCCGAAAUGUGAGGGUUAAUGUUGGGUGGCCGUUUAAAGGAAAUAAUCAGGGGCUGAAUGCAGCUUCUGAGCGUAGUGAUAGCGCCAAUGAGGAUAUAUUGAUGUUCUUUUUCCAACUGGACUUGGCAACUCGAGUACAGUAUGCUUUGAACUUGGAGCAGUAUGACAUUGCGAAACAAUUGAGAGACAAGCUUAAUGAGGUUGAAGAAGAGGUCAUCAGACAGCAAGAAACAAGAAAGGGUACAACCUCAAAAAGUGAAGUUCAAGACAUGGCUAUAAGCAUCUUACGCCUAAAAGCAGAUCUGCAGAAUGCAAUUGAAAGUGAAAACUACAGUUUGGCAGCUGAAUUAAGAGAUGAAAUUUCAAAAAUUGAGUCAGAGUCCUUAGCUGCAUCGGUGAAAGCGCAAGUAUAUCAGAAUGCUCAGUAUGCAUUUCAUUUGGGGCAGAAAGUCAGGCAUAAGACAUUUGCAACUUCAACAAAAUGCUGGGUUUUGAUGACACAACACAUUCCAAAAAGCAGACGGUUUAGUUCAGGAGCAACUAUCAUAGAAUAUCGAGCAGUAAUCUGUGGUAUGGAUCCAGUCUGCUGUGAAACAAAAUCAUGGAUGGAGACUGCAAAUGUUUAUAAGUUGACUCGUGGUCCAGAUCAACCAUUUUACCAGGUAUUGGUUGAUGUGUACAUGGACCCCAAUCUGUUAGUUGCAUAUGUUCCGGAGGAGAAUUUAUGUGCUCCAGAUAAACCAGACAUGGAAAGAUUUGACCAUCCCUAUGCGUCAUUCUUGUUUUAUGGGACGGAUGCUGCUGGAGACUUCAUCCCAAUCAAGCAGCUGAGGGAAAAAUACAACAGGCCACGGCAUGAGAUUCCCUAUGAUCCGGACAAUGAGCAGAAUGGAGAUGACAUCUGAAUGGCACAGUGCUAGAUGGGAGUCAAGGAGCUUCAGGAGAGGCAGAAACCAUUUUUUUGUACCAUUUUGCAAUAGAUAUUGACACAACUUCUUCAGUAUGAAACGCUCUUGAGCAGCUCGUCUGGAGCAUCUUUAACCAUGAGUUGUACAUUACCUCUGAUUAAUGUGUGUAACACAAGGAAAAGUAGUCAGUGGAGAUCUUGAGGGCCAAAUUCAAUGCUGCUUUUGUAAACUCAAGAGUAGUUUGUUUUACUGUACAGAAACAGAUGUCCUGAUUCUUUGUUGGACUGUAGGAUUUGCUACUGGAAUAAUUUAGCAUGUUGGCUUUGUUCAGAGAUUUA